This is a messenger RNA of Pogoniulus pusillus (Red-fronted tinkerbird), 8635 nucleotides long. It is a transcript of the gene LMTK2, whose product is annotated as lemur tyrosine kinase 2. Bases 158 to 4666 code for a protein of 1502 amino acids. The record is from RefSeq and is a predicted model, not a curated record. Gene Ontology annotation, molecular function: protein kinase activity; ATP binding. The transcript is spliced from 14 exons. NCBI's taxonomy places the organism in Eukaryota, Metazoa, Chordata, Aves, Piciformes, Lybiidae. Gene Ontology annotation, biological process: protein phosphorylation.
GGUGGGGUUCUGUGAGGGGAGCGGGGCGGCGGGGUCCGAUGCCGCGGGCGGCCGCGCCGCGGAGGCGGGGGGCAGUGGCUGCCGUGGGGGCUCGCCGGAGACGCUGAGAACCUCGGGCCCCGCGUUCGGUGCCGGGCUCGGACCAGGAGCGGAGGGCAUGCAGCAGCGCGGGGGUCUCGGUGGGGGUGCCGGGCGACAGAGAGGCGGCCUGCUACCCCCGGGAUCCCGGCGCCCGCUCGGGAUCGUCCUCCUGCUGUCGCUUCUCUUGGGGAGCGGCGGGGCGGCUCCGCUUCCGCGAGCAGGUGCAGGAGAAGGAGCUGCAGCUGAAGUUUCCUCCUCAUUUGUCAUUCUGUCUAUAUGUACUCUAGUAGUACUGGUAGUACUUCUUGCAAACUGUGUCUCCUGCUGUAAAGACCCUGAGAUAGAUUUCAAGGAAUUUGAAGAUAACUUUGAUGAUGAAAUAGAUUUUACACCUCCAGCAGAAGAUACUCCAUCUGUUCAGUCUCCAGCAGAAGUGUUUACUCUUUCAGUUCCCAAUAUUGCUUUACCAACUCCCUCCCAGUUCCCAUCUCGGACAGAUGGAUCAAAGUCUCAAGUUGCACGACAGAGUCUAAACUACAUCCAGGAAAUUGGAAAUGGUUGGUUUGGAAAGGUUCUGCUUGGAGAGAUCUACACAGGAACUAGUGUAGCAAGGGUAAUAGUGAAGGAGCUGAAGGCAAGUGCAGGCCCCAAGGAGCAAGAACAGUUUCUAAGAAAUGGAGAACCAUAUUACAUUCUUCAGCACCCAAACGUUCUCCAGUGUAUUGGGCAAUGUGUGGAAUCCAUUCCUUAUCUCCUAGUUUUUGAGUUCUGUGACUUGGGUGACCUAAAAACUUACAUCUGUAAUGAGCAGGAGCACAUGAAAGGAGAUUCACAAAUAAUGCUGCUGCAGAGAAUGGCUUGUGAGAUUGCUGCUGGGCUAGCUGUGAUGCAUAAACAUAACUUUGUGCACAGUGACCUGGCCUUGCGGAAUUGCUUUCUUACAUCCGAUUUAAAUGUCAAAGUAGGAGAUUAUGGUAUAGGAUUCAGUAGGUAUAAGGAAGAUUAUAUUGAGACAGACGAGAAGAAACUUGUUCCUCUCCGAUGGACUGCACCGGAGUUAGUAACAACUUUUCAAGACAGACUGUUAUCAGCAGAGCAAAAUAAAUACAGUAACAUAUGGUCCCUGGGAGUCACACUGUGGGAGCUGUUUGAGAAUGCUGCUCGGCCUUACUCAGACUUCUCUGACAGGGAAGUCCUAACCCAUGUCAUAAAGGAGAAGCAGGUUAAACUCUUCAAGCCACGCCUGGAACAGCCAUACUCAGAUAGAUGGUUUGAAGUUCUGCAGUUCUGCUGGCUACCUCCAGAAAAGAGACCAACAGCAGAAGAAGUGCACAGACUUUUAACUUACCUUCGCAUGCAAAGCCAAAGGGACUCAGAGAUUGACUUUGAACAGCAGUGGAAUGCUCUUAAACCAAACACCUCAAACAGAGAAACAAAUAAUUCCGCAUUUCCCAUCUUGGAUCACUUCACAGGAGAUAGACUUGGCCAUGAGAUGGAGGAAGUUCUCACUGUAACUGAAACAAGCCAAGGUCUCAGCUUUGAGUAUGUCUGGGAGGCAGCUAAACAUGAUCACUUUGAUGAAUGUGGUCAGGUGAAUCCUGAUGAAGCACUGGCAUACACAAGUGUCUUCUUUCCAGUGGAGGUUUUUGAGAGGUCACUUUCAGAGCAAGGCUCGGGAGCACAGGAUGGAAGUGGUCAAGAAGCAUCACUUGCUGUCCCUGGGGUGCUACCUGUGUUUGAUGCACACAAGCUUUCUGUUGGCAAUGACUACUAUAUCCAGUUGGAAGAAAAAGGAAGUGGCUGCAGCAUGAAUUUUGAUAACCAAUCAGUUGUGCUAACUACAGAAGUUGAUCAUCAAGAAGCUGUACAUGAAAAAAGUUCUCAUUUCACAGUUCUCAGGGAUCUUGAUGUUGAAGAAUCUAGCACUGAUGGGGACUUCUUCCACUGCAAUACAGAUCCUAAAGAGCAAUUUUUGCCUGCUACUGGUAGUCCAGAAAGUCCUUUCCAGAAUAUAUUUAAUGACAUUGACAGGUCAGAAGAAUUGACAAAUGGAAAAAUACUUGGGUUUGCUGAAACAAGUGAUAUUUCUAAAGACUUUAAACCACUUCUUUUAACCUCAAACACAGAUGCCAGAAAGGCAGUGGGCCUUUCUGAGAAGGAGCAUUCUGGUCAUGCUUCUGAAAAUGAAAUGGUUUCCUUGUGUGAAAAUAUCUCUAACCAGUCUGACUUGGUAACUUUAGAAGAACUUUCUGAUAACUUCUUAUUUCUUCAAGAGAAAAAUUUACUGACAGGGUUAUUGUCUAACAAAACUGGCAGUGAUCUGGGGCAAAAACCAGAUGAUGUUCUAAAAAGUAUAUUAGAAACCUCAAAUGGAAAGUCUGUAGAGCCUGAGCCUGUGCUGGCUGAAAACGCACAGGUCUUUUCUUUAAUACAUGAAGGUCUUAAAACGGUCAAAGAUGAAAAUUGUAACCCAGUGACAGUGAAUAAAGGUCCAAAUUCUCAGUCUCAGACUACUUCAGAAGUGCAGGCAUCCUCUAGUCCACCUGCAGCACCUAAGUCAUGGGAUAAACAUGCAAAUCUUCCUUCUUUGAGGGAGGAGAGAAAGCCUUUAAAUGUGGAAGUCAAUGAAGCAGUGUCCUGUAAUGCUGAUACUCCCUGUCAAGAAGAGCUAUCCAAUAAUAAUAAUGUUGGAAGUAAUCUGUGCCACAGUGUUGCUGUUACAUCAGAUGAGUGUGAUGCACAAACAAAAGAGGGAAUCCUUUUCAAGUCUGAUGAAAUAUCUUAUAAUAGAGAAAAAAUUAAUGAUCAGGAAGAUGUAACCAGCAACUUGCAAGAUAAGUCUCCCAGGAUAAUAAAAGGUGAAUCUUUAGUGGAGGAAACCCAAGAAACAUCAAAUCAUUUUGAGAUCUAUACAGAUGUUCCAGAAGAGGUGACCUUAAUUUCCAUUGCUACUUCAGAUUGCACAAGUCAAGAUAGCCUUUUGGAAGACAGCCCUUCUCCUGUACAAACUGGAGAUCAAGCCUUAGAGACACCGGAUUCUUUGGAUUCUUUAGAUGUGAAUGAGGUUUUGGAAUCUUUGCAGGCUCAGAGUCCUCAGAAACUUUUACCACCUGAUAAACCUGCUGACAGCGGCUAUGAAACAGAGAACCUGGAAUCUCCAGAAUGGACUUCCCAUAUCAGUGCUGAGGAUGCUUCUAAUGGAGAUCCUGCCCUCUGUGCCGUCAGCGAGAGCAGUGUCAGCAUUUUGCCUUCUAAUCCAGUCAUAAUUGUUUCUGAAGCGGCUGCUUGCUUAGAUGCAGCAAACAGCAAUUUUGAAAUAGCCCCAAAGGUUUUCCUGGGUGGAAAUCAAAACUCAUACAGAGACUCUGCCUAUUUUUCUGAUAAUGAUUCUGAGCCAGAUAAAAAGCCAGAAGAGGCUGUAAAGCUGUCCAGAGAGACAGCACAUGCUGUUUCUUCAAACGGAGGAGAGAGUAAUACCCACGCGGCGUACAGCUUCGAGGAGGGACAGCAAAAAUGCGAUGGAAAGAAUCACCAGGAUGCCAACGAUCCAAGUGCAAACCCAGAGCUCAAUCACAAUUUAGACAUUCAAGAGGUGAACAAAAGGAUGCAGAAGAGUCCUGAGGAGUGGGCCGAGGCAGCUCUGAAUUCCCUGGAAGUAUCGCUGGAAAGUAGCUUAGGUGAUGAAAUAAAACUACCUGAGACUUCUCAUAAAAGUGUCUCUUGUGUUGGCACUAACACUUCAGAACUGCUUUCUUUGAAGUCUGUCCAUAACAUCCAGGGCCCUCUAGAUCUCAGUAACAGUGAGAAGUCCUUCUAUCACACCGAAGGCCAAAAACUGAAGGAGCCUGAUAUUGAAGGGAAAUACCUGGGCAAACUCGACGUGUCUGGGAUGCUUGAUUUAGAAGAUGGUGAUGAUGCGGAUGAGGAAGAUGAAAACAGCGAUUCUGAGGAUGACAUGAGGACUUUCCAUAUGCACAGUCUGAGUUCUGACAGUGAAGAUGAAACUGUUCACCAAGUACCUGAGAUACUUACUGAGAGGGAUGAUGGAAAACAUCUGAGGAGCUUGUUGAAACUUCCAAAACCUCUUACUGAACGGCAACACGAGCCCUGGAAAGUGGAGAAGAAGGCUGUAACCUUCUUCGAUGAUGUGACGGUUUAUCUGUUUGAUCAGGAAACGCCAACCAAGGAGCUGGGAAACCGUGCGGCAGACUUGAAUGGGGAAGGCUCUUGCAGCACUCCUGUUCCAUCCUCCAGUUUUAGCUACCUAAACAGAUUUGCAAACUCAGAGAGCUCAACAGACGAAGAAGGUGGGGGUUUUGAAUGGGAUGAUGACUUUUCUUCUCCAGAGCCAUCCUUUAUAUCAAAGGCAGCUAACAGUGUUAUUAGUUCUAAACCACCUCUUCAGUCAUCUAAGUACUUCUCUCCACCUCCACCUUCCCGGACUCUUGAUCAGAACUGGUCUCAUUCGUCCCCUUACUCCAGAUUCUCUAUCUCUCCUGCGAACAUGGCGAGCUUUUCUCUUACACAUCUCACAGAUUCAGAUAUAGAGCAAGGAGGAAGCAGUGAAGACGGAGAAAAAGAUUAAAUUGAUUAAAACUUCCUUGGACUGCAUAUAAAACAUACAGACUUUGUAUCUGAAGCUUCUCUAUCUAAACUCUGGAUCCUCCUGGAUUAACACAGGUAAUCAAGAAGAAACGAAAGUAAACCCUGAAAGCAAUGUUAAAUCAGGACAGUCAUUUGAAUGUGUAUUUAACUUUGUAAUGUAUUUUUAAAUCAGUGCAAUUCUGCUUUUCAUGGAGAGACGACUCUGCCGCUGUUUUCAACUACUUGAAGUAUUUUUCAGAUAACUUAAGAAACAAGUACAGAAAUUACACUACAGUCUGGUUUAUGUAUGGGAUUGUAAUAUAUUCUUUUUAUAUUUUUUUUUUCCAUGUAGUUCAUUAUCUCUUUGAACAUACACCUGUUGUAGAAUUGUGUAUAACUGUCCUGUGCAGCAGGUGGCUGUGUUGCUGAAACUGUAUGAACGAUAGCUGAUCAGUAGUGAGCCAUAUUUAUUCCGAAAGAUACCACUACAUAUUACUUUGCUUAUUACAAUUGCACUAUGGAUUACUCUUCCUUUAUUUCCUGAUGAUGUACAGAAUCAAAAUCUUAAACCUUUGGAGGAGAAGACAGGUUGAAUUGGCCCUGUUACCCAAUUUGAUUUGUCCUUUUUGUAGCCUUUACUAUGCACGGUACUUGUAAAACAUACAUAACUUCUGAGUGUUCUGUUAGACUUGCUGGAAUCUUAUCUUCAGUACCAUUUCUAAAUGAUGAUUAUAGAUUGGUUGUUAAGUGUUCAUGUUUUAUAGGAAACUGGAAAAGAAUAUAUGAUAUGCUCUGACAUUUUGAGGUGAAAGAGAUGAUGUCUCUUAAUUCCUGAAUAUGAUCCUACUGACUGCUUGAACUGUAAUAGCAUCUGUCUAUGUCAUAAUCAAGGGCCUUCCAGUUUUUACUACAGUUUCUGCCUUGGAGAGAAAAGAGGAAAAAUUUGGCUGUACAAAACUGUGGAAUUCAUGAAUCUUAUAAAGACUAAUUGCAAAAGACUGGAUUUGGGCACGCUUGGCCCUUCAGUUCUACAUUCUGUGAAUUUUGAAGCUCACUCUUCUGCAGACUGCAGAUUGGGGCUGCCUUUCAGAGGCCUGUGGUAAAUCUACCUCUCAGCGAUGUUAUGACAAUUAAGAAUUGGAUUAAUGGUUAAUGCCCAAUUUUGCACCCUUUGUGAGGCCUGACUUACUUUAAAACGUCUGCAAGGCUCCGUGGUACAUCUUGAAAUGCACACUGACCAAAAGAUGUAGUAAACUUUGCUCUGAAACUGUUGGUAGGGAAGGGAAUGCAGUGUGGAGUUUUUUAUAACCUUCAUACUCGACCAUGCAUUUAGGUUGUUUAAUCCUUUAAACUGCUUGCAAAUAAUAAAUCCUUAAUUAUUCCUCCAAAGUGGGUUCAGUUGAGAAAAAAAUCCCAGACCUCUUGGAAUGCCUUAUGCAGUUGUGGAUCUGCAGGAAACCACCAAUAGGAACAGCUCACCUGGCUUUGUAUUUUAGUAGCUGCUUACACAGAGUUUCAGCAUAGCGGUUGUCCAAGUGCGCUGUGCUCAGAUCCAGUCACCAGAGGAUUUUCAUCCCAUGGAAAUAUGGGAGGACUAGACAUUUUCAGAUGUGUAAAGUUUGGGUUUCUGUACCUCUACAUGCAUUUAUUUAUUUUGAAGUAUGUUUUAAAAUGACAGGAAUAUGUUCACUGCUUUGUUUUGUGUUUUUUUUUUUCUCCAGCAUUAUUUAGCCCUUAACCAGAAUAUUUUCCAUAUCAAUUAAAAGGGAAUGAUUUCAGUCAUAAUGUUAUCUCAAGCUGACAAUAUAUUCUUGAGAUAACUUCGAGGCCUCAAGCUCAGAGUUAUUCAGAACUGUUCUUUGGUGUGAAGUAAGGAACAGAACUUUUCAUGGAUGUUUUUUUCCCCCAAACAUGGUUUAAGAGGCAAAGCCAAGCAGUUCUUAACACAGACUUACAGUGUAUACUGUAGAAAGUUUAAGGAACCUGUGUGCUACUCUGAGUAUUUUAAAAUGCAAAUCAUAGACUGUGCACAAAUUACUGCUUAGAAAUUCCAUCAUUCUAACAUUAAGCUCCUUGAUACAAUUAGAUUUAAAGUAUCUCAUCUGUCUUCUGUCACUUUUCAUCAUAAGAAGAAUGAAACUCCAUACCAGUCCGCAAAGAAUGCGUGGGCUUAUCUGCCUCUGUGUGGUGAAAAAUCUGUCAGAUCUGGAGUUCAGCCUUAAUUUUGAAUCAUUUGGUUUUAAAAUACAGCCCAAGGUUAAAUAAAUUCUAGUCCAGGAUGUUACAAUUUGGUUGUGCAUUUUGUUUCAUGUAAUUACAGAUAUUCAUCUUCCACAUCAGGAAUUUCCUUUGCUUGGUGGAAAGCUAAGGGUGGUUUUUUUAUAUAUAUAUACUUUACCUGGGUUUAAAGAAAGUCUUACAUAGGAAGUGAAAGUUUACUCCAUCCAAAUCGACUCAUUGCUAAUGAAUUGCCAAAGGAGCAUUUUUUUCUUCCCAAAAUGAGCUGGGGUGUAUAUGAUAAGCAAGGUGAUGUCCUUUUUAGGUGUACAAUGAAGAGAAAGAAAAAUUUAAAGCUAACUCACCUCACAUAAACAUGGGUUUGAAUUUCAGUAAUCCAGUAUCCUGGGUUGCAAUAAGUCAUUUAAAAGAAAAUGAAACAUCUGAUCAGCUCUUAGCAAUAUUGAAAUACCUGCCUAGCAGCUAGUCAGGGCACAAUGAGAACGGAUCUGUAAUUCCAACUUGCUACAUUGCUAUAAGGGGAUUUGUUCCAGAUCAUUAAUGAAUUGACAUGUAACUUCUUGCACUAGCUACUUCAGCAUGAUCCCUGUUUCAGAAGUACACCUAUCUAUUUUCAAUGGUUUAUUAUGAGGACUGGUUAGAUUUUAAUUCCUUCUCCAGUAGAAUAUCUUGAUUAUUUGAAUAGUGAAGGCAUUGUCUCAGCGUGGCUGCUAAAGUUAUUUAAAAGGUCUGAUUUUACCCACCUAAGGAAGCUUGUUUAAAAGUGAGGAUCUGUAGUAAGAGGCCAACACAGUGAGAAACGUGUCCAGAUUUAAUGGGAACGCCUGCAGUCCUAAAGCUGCAGGUCCCUUCUGUGUCUAACUGUGUUUAUGGGAACUGCCAUGGUCCUGGAAAUGAGCAGGUUACAGCUUUUUUCAUAUCCUUGUUGAUGCACUAUAAUGAAAGCCAUUUAAGCCUCAUUCUUUUUAUCAGUAUUUUUAGCAGAUUUUUAUGUAGUACUCAAUCUCUUUCAUGAGGAGGCUGGUUGGUAGAAAGGCUCUUUUUUUUUUCCUUUAAUGAUUAAGCACUAUGCUAAAAUGUCAGCACUGUCAGGUGUUGGUGACGUGGCUAUUUUUGUUGGAAUUGGUCAAAAGUGGAAUCCAAGCUUAUUAGCCUUAUAAGAAAUAGCCUUAACUAAGAAUGGAGUGUACAAAAUUACUUCAGCUUUAAGUUGGUCGUACAGAACUAUCCUUGUAUGUUAAUGGCUUUGGUACAGGACUGGAAAAAAUCCAGAGGAGAGUCAAACAUAUAAACUUCUUGAAAAUAAGUAUUUGUAAUACCAGCAGCCUGGGUUGUUUUGUUUUGGUUUUUUUUUUUUUCAGAAACUUGAAUAUGACUUACAGUUAGUUUUGUUUAUGAGAUUGUUUGAACUUGCACAGAUGUAGGCAUAACUUAAACGCUAAAUGGUACUGAUGUGUGUGUAUAUAUCCUGUUUAAUUCUAUUUGUAAAUGAGAAACUAUGUAACAAAAUCCUAGGUAUGAGGUUUUCCUAUUGUAAUUUAAUACAGGUAUGAGGUUUAUGGCAAUAUAUCAUAGUUAAUGAAAUUUCAGGUCAAAAUGUCUUUAAAUUGUGUACAUUUUUAAAUUGUAAUUUCUACUGUAUAUUGAUUAUCAUGCAUAGUGUGAUUCAAGAAACUGCUUGUAAUUUAAAAAUAUUUAAUAUUCAAAAUAAAAGACAGUUAUAUAUUUAUAA